UACGCGCGCGUCUUACGUCCUUAUCUCGCGUUAUAUACUUAUACUUAUACGACAAAUGCUGCCGCAGCGGGCGUGGAUCGGAUUUGUGUGCGCGCGAAGACUACGACUAUUAUAUCUACAGCUGUGCAGUCUUGCUCUCCGGCUCUCUCGCUCUCCACUGGAUCGAUCCUGGGGAGAGGGGGGGGACGUGCCGCGAGAAUUAGUGAAGGGCGAUUCUUUCAAAAAGAGUCCUUUUUCGAAAAAUCGAUUCUCAAGAAUCGCCGAUUCCAGAAAAAGAAUCGAAGAAUCGACCAAUUUUUAUUAAUAUGAUAUAUAAUAUAAUAUAAUAUAUAUCAUAUUAUAUUAAUAUUAUUAUACUCUUUAAUAACUACAUGAUUUUUAUAAAAUUAUAAAUUGAUAAAAAAUUUUGAUAUUUACAUUUAUAUUUGUUUUAUUUGGAAAGUAUGAUUUUACAAUAAUAUUUCCAUUUAAUACAGUUUUAUAGAUGACUUUUCUUUAUUUUGACAUGUACGCACAAUUUUAUGAGAAAUGUUUGUUUUGCGCUUUAUUCGACAUCAAAUAUAUCUCUUCACUUAGAUAUACAUUUCCCGACAUACGCCAAAAAAAGUAUUAUUGACAAACUCUUUUAAUCAGCUUUUGCAAGCGAUAGAGAUUAAAAUAAAGCCUUGACUCUUAAUUUGUAUUUUUUUAUUUUAAUUUUUUAUUUUUCACUUAAAAUAACACCGAAAAAGAAUCGAUUCUCGAUUCCCAGUUUCAAAAUAAUUGAGAAUCGAGAAUCGUCAGUAAAAAAGAAUCGGUCGAUUCUUACAGGAUCGAAUAGAAUCGCCCAUCACUAGCGAGACUCAUUGCGAAUCGUGCACGCGACGUCCGUGCGUGAGGUCGGCUUUUUUCUCCGCGCCUCUCCGAUGCAGCGCCACGCCAGGAUUACGGAUGUCAAGAUGAUGGCUCUUUGUUGUCCUUUCUGCGCUGAUGAUCGCUACUGUCGAGGCGGAAAGUACAGGAUGUCGUACUCAUUGCACUGAUGCUGAAGGUGAAAGUACGCCGGGGGGAGACAAAGUUACAUGCGGGAAAAGCGUAUCCGGGGAUUGAUGCAUCCAGCCGCUCGCAAAAUCGCUUGCUCUCGACCUCGUGUCGCGCUAGAGCUCAGUCGCUCCGUGGAAUUCAUCGCUGCUGCUGCUAGAGGAGAAGCUGUAUAAUCGCGUGGAAUCGCCGAUGCGCCGCUGAUGCUGCUGCUGCUCCACUCAUGGCGACGCUGCUACUGUAAUCAAGGCGGUGAUAUCAGCUCGUCGAGCCUCAUUUCCUGCGGAAGGAUCGACUAAUAGGUGCAAGGAUGAACGUGAGCACGACGAUCCGCACAGCGACGACGACGGCCCGGGCCGCGUUGUCGGGCCUCGGGGUGACGAGGAUAGCCGACGUCCUGAACGGCGUCGACUCGGACCUGUCCUUCGAGGAGGCCAAGAACUUGGCAGACGGCAGCCUCAACAUCUCGCCGGUCACCCUCUCGUCCGACUGGUCUCGAGUCGUACGGCUGCUCAUGCUCGCUUCCCUCGCCGUCGUCGGCAGCGUCGGCAACGUCUUCAUGAUAUCCGCCGUCAUGGUCGAGGACCAUCUCAAGAAACGAGGCAACGCAUUCCUGGUGAACGUGGCACUGGCUGACCUGCUCAUCUCGGGCAUGGUGAUACCGGCUUCGGCCAUUCUGAUACUGGCCGGUCACGAAGAGUCGCCGCGAGGCAUAUGCAGCUUCGAGUGGACCCUCGAGGCCCUCUGCUUCCUCGUCACGGUUCUCACCCUCGCGGCCAUCGCUGUCGAGAACUACAUGCGGCUUUGCUGGCCCAUCGAGAGCAGAUACGGCAUCCUGACGACGAGUCGAGUGACGGGGGCGAUCCUGUCGGUCUGGCUGAUCGCCUCGACGGCGGUGGGCCUGCAAACGUCCCUCGAGCUGGGCCCGAACCUCUGCAACAUCAACUGGCGCAAGCCCUUCACCAUGACGACCAACACGACGGGCAUAAUGAGCGCCUCGAUCAUCGUCGGCGCCCCGAUGUUCUUCACGAUCCUGGUCUACGUGCGCCUCAUCAUCCGCGUUCGCGGCUCCAUGCGCGGCUCCUACAAGCCCUCCGUCGCCUUCAACUGGGACUACGAGCUGACCAAAGCCAACAUGUACAGCUUCUUCUUCUUCGGGCUCUUCUGGAUGCCUCUCGGCGUGGCUUUCUGCAUCAGCGUGGUGCGCCCGGUGAGCCCGAAAAUAGUGGUCUACCUCGCCUGGUUCGCCCUCUCCAAGUCGUGCUUCAACAACCUGCUCUACUGCGUGGCGGAUCGCCACUUCCGCAGCGCGUACGUCAAGCUCUUCCACUACUGCUGCUGCAAGACCACGGUGAGCUUCUCGCGGCGCACUCGGGGCGACGGGGGCCGCUCUUCCGGCGACGUGCGUCUGAGGGUCCACAUCAUUCACUCGUACGCCUCGCCAGCCUCCGGCAGACCGGCCGUUGCCAGGCCCAACGGCCGCGACGUCUACGAGUUGUAGGGAUAUGAGUACAGCCGGCUGCCCGUCGUUCAUCAGCGCCACUCCACCGGGGACUGAGAUUGCGACCGAUCCGUCCUCCGCUACGAGCUCGGCGGCGGCGACGACGACGACGACGACGACGAGUCGCGCAGCUACUCCGAGGACUCGAUGGUCUGAGGCGACUGGAGAAGCAUAUGCGUACGUCUAUAGGUAUAUUGCGUAAAUCUGUCUGCGUGUACUCCUCUGCUGAAUUUUCAUUCUUUGUAUCCUGGACUCCGCUGUGCUUCUCCAGCUCGUCUUGAUCCCGUUCCGAUACCGAUUUACAAUGGCUGAACGAUUAAAAGUGCUUGUACGCGUUUUUUACAAGAUCGAUUCCAGAACCAUUUUUUACUCGAGGAGAUUCAUUUACCCUGGCGAUCUCGGAGAAGACGAGACAGAUUUCCGAUCACGAAGCACUGACGAAAUGACUGCACGCGCACAUUUCGACUGUGUAAAUUUUCAAAUGUUCCAUUCAAAGGCCAUAUUAUCAUGUACUCUUUAGAUCGAUGUCUAGUCAAAACUUUGAAUGAAUCGCUUGAAAGCAGUUUACUGCCGCGCAGGCAAGCGAGACGGUACAGCGUCAUCUCCUCGGUGCCCCGGACGAUCGUCUUUUUAUAUAUUCUACUUGCAUUGCCGCAGACUCAGUAUGGCAUAAUAUAUACGCUGCAUUUUUUGACUAUACUAUAUAUUUUAUAACCUCAAGCUCGCGCCCUCGAGCGAGAUUGAUCUUUGAAUUAUAUAUAGGUGAGUUGUUUUUUAAUGAUAUUAUUCAUCAUGACUGUGCCGCGCGCUGCAAGUAAUGCGGAAUCGUCACCCGUCCUCGUUAAUUUUGCCUCGACGCGCCAAGCCAGUGCUGGAUCAUCGAUCAAACGCGCUUGACUCGUGGAAAAAGUACAAAAUUCAGAGUGUUCUCCGGAAGAGCUCAUUCUUCUUAGCCGGAACCUCCGAAAACAUUUAUCUGCCCAAAAGGAUCGUUCAUAAUUCACGCGCUCUCUAUCUCUCUCUUGCGAUAUUUUACAACUUUCCUCGCCCCCGCCUGGACGCUUACCAAGAAAGCGCGGCACUUACGCAGCUUUAUUGAUACGAGGGAUCGCACACUUUUAUUGCGCCAAUAAUUUCUCGAGGACACACGCGACAAUGCAAAGAAUGUAGCUUCACGCGGUUUAAAUUACUUUCCCUCGGACGAAAUCAUCCUUUCAGUCAUCGCCGCCAAUGUGCGUAUAUAGGGGACUUUGUCGCCCGUGAAAAACGAGCCUGCGAACUUCACUCCGCAGAGAAGAGGACCUUGAAAGUUUUCGCGUUGUAUUGUCUCGGAAUAGUUUGCGAAACUUGGAGGGACUAAUUAAUGGCCCUCUAAAAAAACUGAAAUGAGAAAUCCACCGCAGGAGCGCACUCGCAAUAUUUUACGACUUCCGAUGUAUAUUUACGCGCGCUAAACGAGCGCAACGGUCAAGGGAGUCGCGCACCGUGUCGUAAAGCCGCGGCCAUUAAAAGUCCCGUUUACGACUGCUAGAAAUGUUGACUUAAUAGAAAACGCGCGAUCAAUGCGCUUCGCCCUGGAAAACGAGCGCGACUAUAUACCCCUUUGCGUUUCCAGAGAAAAUUGUAAUAUCCGCCGCAACGGGAAAUAAAGCAAAGCGAGAUUUAUAUUGCAAAAGUAUUCUUUGAAGGAGAAAAUCUAUUGCGGAGAAGAGGUUUGAAAGAGCUGGCUACUUAGCACUUGAAAAGCUUUUUAUAGUUACUUCACGAGCGAAGCAUGAAUUUUCAACGGAUUGGUUUCAAGGAAAUAAGCGAUUUUACAGUUGCGAGAUGCCGAGGCGCGAGACUAAUGAAAAGCUAAUAUUUGCUCGUGGCUCCUCUGUAGAUCCUCUAUUAUUCCGCUGCGUCAAGUUUCACUCUAGUCCGCGAAAACCGAAUUUCGCGACAUAAUUAAAAAAGUAGGUAAAAACUAAACAUUUCCACGCAGGAUUCGCGAGCAGGGAACAGACGAGAAGAACAUCUCAGACUCUUCUCCUGCGAAAACACGCGAGGAGUCGAGCUCCGCAAUACGCUAAUGUAAUUGGACUGUAAUUACUUAAUGAGAGACGCUCGGCCGUGUUUUAUUACAAUGGGUUAUUAUGGGGUGAAGAAUUCGACCUUAGAUUCCAGCCGAAAGGGACGGGAGACGGAAAAUAUUUCAUUGGAGUUACUUUGGGAGAUUAAUGAUAGUCGGAACUCUUCUCGUCAAACUGUGAUUUUUCGUGCGAAACUUUUCGCCUUCAAAAAUUCGAAUCGCUACACCCGUCACACUGGCUCCGCUGUAUUAACUUAAUUGAAAUAAAGAUCUGUCGCUGGGUUGACCUACAUAGAGAGCGAGGAAUUCCUCGGGGAGCACAUUACGCUUUAUUGCUCUCGUAAAGAAUUUUUAAAACCGUCGCGAUACCCAUUCUUAACGGAAUGAAACUGCAAAAGUUCGUAGUUUAUAAAAUAAAAUACAUUCUAAAAAUCACAUUUAUUUCAGUAAGCUCGCGCGUGUGCGCGUCCGGUUUCAGCGUCCGGCGAAUUUUUCACCGGCGAGGGUCGAUUCAUUGUGACUCUGCUCGUUCUAGUAAAAAUUUGAUUUUCCCGUGGAUAAGCGUUGGCGCGCACACAGUCCAGUGCACUCGACGAGUCAGAGAGUCGUAAUUCCUUUUUAUUAAUUGCUCGCGCAUCAAACGAUUUUUUUUUUUUUAAUCCUUCCAGCACUGGCGUCACUCGUUCGAUGAGAUGAAAUUUUAAUUAAAAGGCAUUUUCAUCCUUUUUCUCUUCCGCAACAAUAGAAGGGGCAAGUCGUGAUCGCGAUUUUAAUUUCGAUUAAUAUCGAAUCCUUUAUAUUUCCAGUCCAUAAUGUGAAAGUAAGCUCUAUACGUCUUUAUUAAUCAAAGCAGUCUUCGCAGUGAUAUUGUUUCGCUACUUUAUUAAAACUUUUCGAUCGCGAGUAUUUAAUUGUGCGAACCAGGCAUUUACGCGGCGGAAAACGGCCGCUCGCUUGUGGAAACAAUACCGUUUAAUCCGAGAGAAAGAGCGAGAGAGAGAGAGAGAGAGAGAGCGAAUGAAAAUAAAGACUCUUCAUAAAAUCCAAAGUACCUGUGCGGCGGUUGCUCGUUAGUCGAAUCGAGAUUUCCUUGUUCUCCCUCGCGAAGGAGCUGCCGCGUUGAUAUAACGAUCUGGUAUGCCUCGACUUUUGUCUUUGCGGCAGGCAGAGUUUCUGUGUGUAGCUGGUAUCGAGGGAGGGAAGCACGAGAGGAGCUAUAGGGUUGCAAAGAGUUGAAAGGAAACUACUGAGGGGGGAAGUUGCUGGCGGUGAAAAAUCUCUUAGGAACGUGCUUAUUUUCAUUUCCUUUGACCUAUCGCAGAAGCUUCUUGUUAUAUAGAAAUUCACUGCGAGUAGAACUCCAGCGCGAAUCUCGCUCCGAAAAUGUUCACUACCACCCACCGCGUCACCAGCGGAAACCCUUCGCUCUUCUUCUUCCUCCCCGGAGAAAAGACUCAAUCCUCGCGAGUACGUUCGUAUAACUAGCAGCACACAGCCCUCGGCAUUGUGUCACGAGCCGGUAGUUCAGACGCUGAUUAAAUGGCGAACGCGGUGAUGUUUUUUUCUCUCUCCCUCUCGCAGGGAUGUGGAUAAUUGAGGAAAAUGGAUGAGUCUUCUUCUUCCUCUUCUUUUACUGCGCUCGCGGCGACUUUUGUUUCUUCGCGCUGCAGCUGCGCUGCUCUUAACGCUGUACUUCGCGCGACGCGUAUUUACGCCCUCGCGAGCUAAGUGCUGUUUUAAUUUCUCCCGUUAGAACAACGAGUAUUUAAUUUUUAGCGGAAAUUCUUCUUCUUCUACGAAUUAAUCAAGCCGAAAUAUAACGUUUUAAUUAAUAAUCCUCGAAAAUAAAGAACGAGCGUCGAUCGAAGGGCUGCAAUGAGCGAGCUAGUUUCAAUGAUUCAGUAAGGCGCAAUAACGUCCUUCGCUAAUUUGCAUUUUAAAGCAUCGACCGAACCGAUAAUAAGCCUAAUACCUCGGCGACGCUCGUCAAUUACCAACAUAGUAUACAGUUCCGCAAAGUCAUUCGGCUGUAAAGAGAGAAAAAAUCCAUAAGCGCACUAUCUCACAGGCUCGACGGCAGCGGCCGCGCGUGACGCGGUUAACCGAUAAUGACAGUGAGUUCCCCCCUCCCCCUCGAUCGCGACAGCCUCUAAUUUCGCAAGCAACUUCUCCUAGUAAUUUGGUACAAACCCACGAUCGCUUUAAUAAAGCGACGGGUAUUCGCGUAGAUAUAUGUUAUAAUGUAAAGCAAGUCGCACACGUACUGUGAGGGGUGGCUAUCUCGAGUUUUGAAUUUGUUUCCCAUGACGAGUGCACGAAUGAAAGAACCGUUUUUGUUUCGUUCUUUUUCAAGGAGUGUGCAUCUUUGCCGUUUUUUGUCCAUGAGAGAGAGAGAGAGAGAGAGAGAGUGUGAUGAUGGAGGAUCGCGCUGCUUGUGGCGGGAAGUUUUGUACUUGCGAGAAGUUUCGCGGUUGCGAUAUGAGAUAUGAAGGAUCGGCUGCUCCGACUGCGGAAUGCUAAUGGCGCAGUGCGCUGCACGAAUAUGAUAUUUGCGUUAUUUUUGUCCGAUUCGCAUACAGGGGAGAGCUCUGUAUAUGUUUUACGUGUUAUUAUUAUAUAUCGAAGUAAUUUGUUAUGAUAAUCGAUAGCAGUUGUCUAAUAUGUGUUUGGUGUUUGGCGUUUCGAAGGAUCCUGUACUUUUAUGUAUUGAUUGUACAGGCGCACUCGGUCAUAGUGUAGUCGUUAAAUUUAAGACGUCGCGUUAUGAUUUGUACAUAAAUUUUAUCUCCUGAUCAUUGAGUUUGCGUGAUUGGAAUCCUCAAUCGUCACAGCGCCGCAACUCCGUAUAAAAGUAUAGUUUCGCUGUUAUUGCGAAAACGAAAUGCAUUUGUAACAAUAUCCAGUCUACAUUUUGAUAUACCGAUCGAUUUUUACAGUUUUUCUCUUAAUUUUGUUCAUUUCGAACGAUAUAGAACAAGCACUAUGCGCGCAACAGCUUCUUACUUUCGUCGAAGACAUAUCUCGUAUUAUCUGCGCGCUGCCGAUCAAAAAGCGACGAGCGCGAAAAACACCUAUAUAGACGGAAAAGAAAGUUGCGCUGUAAAACAAUGAACACAUACAACUGACAUAUAUGGAUUCCUUAUUGCCGACAGAUAUACAUACAAAACAAAACUAUAUAAGCCUGUACGAAGUAUAAGAAUAGAGCGCUCGACGAUUGUAAAUAACUCUUCCUAUAAGCAUAUAUAUAUUAUUAUAUACGAGUAUAUACAUGGAUAUAUCAUUGUUGUCUAAAAAUAUAAAAGUAUAUGAAUAUAAUAAGAAACGGUUGCCACGGCGUAACUCUGUAUCAUAUGCACACGAUGUACGUACACACUACUGAAAAUACCUAUACAAUAUUACGAGCAGAAUUAACAAAAAAAAGGCAACAACAACACACAAAAAAAAUUGGAAAAAACGUUAUUAUGUACUAAACGCCUUCUGUCAAACUGUGAUCACUCCGAGUAACGGUUAUUAAUGUCUUAGAUUGUGAUUUUUAACGAUGAGGGGAGGAGACGGCGAGGCAAAUAUGUGCAAGAAGCCAAGAAGAUGAUCUAACGAAAAACAGAAACUAUACCGAGGCACACAGCGUGUCGUCGAAGCUUUGAAAGAAAAAGCCGGUCUCUUGCGCGUGUUUUUGCGACGCUGUCUCCGUCUUUUUAGUCGAGGAAACCUCUGCCUACAUUUUAGCUUGCUAUAUGCUAUAUACAUAUAAGGUAUAACGGGAGCGAAAAGAAAUUCUACGACGGGAUAUUACUAUGUGCAUCUACGGACUUCUAAUUAUUGCGUUCGUGCAGCUGUAUUUAUGUGUAAAUGUCGUGAAUGCUUAUGUGCUAAGUGGACUCGCGUGAAUGAGGCGUCGGAGGAUUAUGAGGCGAAAGGUCAUCUUGUUUCCUGCAUCUUGUGUUGUUAAAGCCAUUAUGGGUAUAAAUAAACUGCUUAAUAGAUCGCUCGAUCGUUUGACAAGGUUAACGCUGAUCGUGGAAUAGCGUGCAAGUUUGCGAUAUGGUAUACACACCUUGCGUAUUUUAAUGGACGAGACAUAUAAUUGUAAUUCGUUUUUUUAUCUUAAACCGCGCGCCUUUUAUUUCACAUUAUACAGGAGAACAGGCCUUUCCAUCAAAGUCCAAGGCGACGAACGAGGUUAUAGCUGUGUGAGAGACUGAAUUCGUAAACAACGCUCGCGAGGGAGUAUAGUUAUUAUAUAUAAACGUAUGGAUAUAACGAUAGUAUGAUAUAAUACUUGCAUUGAUGGGACCAGUAUAUGCUAGAAUUGUAUAUAAUGAAAAACAAGUAUAUAAAGUAAAUGAGAAGUUUUAACUCUCCGUUAUAACGCACGUACAUAUUAAUAUACGGAUAUUCCGACUCGCUGUCAUUCCAAAAAGUGUAUAUUGUAUAAUUUGAUUAUGACGAUUAUUUGUAAAAAUAUUUGUGAACGAGAAACCCGUGCUUUCGCCGAGCGCGCACACCGAUCAAUAUGCUGUAGCACACGUGUAAAUGAUGUUUCUGUAUAUGGCGAAUCGAUUGUUUGUUAUACAUAUAUAUUAUAUAUUCGACGAUUUUCAAUACACAUCGUACGAUGAAGCUACGACGAAGCGUUUGUUCAAUGUGAUAAUACACUUCCACUUUGCGCGAAGUUUAUUGAGUUUUAAGGGGACAGUUGUAUUAUAUGUGCGAAAGAAGGUCAUGCUACUGCGGAUGCAGUGCACAAAGCAAAGUUGAAACAUGUUACAUAUGGAAUUCGCUAUUUUUCCUUACUGUAAUUUGUAAUGUAAUAUUAUACAUGUUGAGUAUACAUUUUUGGUACGCGUACAUUAUUUUCGACGUUGAAGGGAAAAUACUUGGUCUGGUGAAACGAUACGUAUGUUGCGAAGAAUAAUUUUAUAUAUCAUGUAUGAGAAAAUCAAUAUAUUUCAAGUAACGAAACUGCCGUUUACUUACUACUAUUAUACAUAUGAGGAAAAACACAAUUUUACUACAUUAUACCGCGCACUCGUAAAGAGGAAAUCGCCGACUCUUCCAGUAUUAAUGGAACUCACUAACCAAAGAAAAAGAAAAAAAAGAAUGUGUAUAGUUAUAUUUUCCGAACUUUGUACUCUUGAUAUUUUUGAUCAAACCUUAUGUGAAAAACUAAAAGGGUGAAAACUUAUAAACGCAUACAUCUGUAUGAAAUAAUAAAAUGGACAUUCAUAAUUUUUGUAAUCAAAUGUGUAAAAAUAAGUGUGUAAUUAUUCAGUUGGCUCACUGGCAUUGACGAGUUGAGAAGAGACUGUCCCCUUAAUUUAUCCAAACUAUAAAAAGCAUUAUUAUAUGUCUAAGGCGCUAAGACAUUUUUUUUAUACUCGUUCGUUGAUUCUACACAUACUUAUUAACGAAAAAUGCGGGAAGCUCAAAGAAGAGAUGAGAGUCGAGAUUGUUGUCUUUCCUUUUUUAUAUGAAUUCUGUGAUUUAGCAAUUAUUAUUAAUCGAUGGCAGAUUGAGAAAUCGAUGAAAUAGAAGCCUAAUAUCCUAAUGCUAUCUAACUUGUUGUUGUAUAGUCGAACGCGCUACCAAAUGGUAAUAUUUCAUUGUUCUAAAUCUGCCAUUGAUCUAAGCUAAGCUGUACAUUGUAGAAAGUAGACGUUAGAUGAUGAUUUAGAUGUAGAUUGGCACAAGUGCUCUAUUCAGCGUUUGCUAGAGUUCUCUUCUCACUGCUUAUUUAAAACAGUCUGUUGAAUCACUCCUCUAUAUUAUGUUGUAUCCAAUAAAUUUUAACAAAGUUACUAUACAAUUUUUUUUUAUCUAAGCUUGUUUUUUUACUUAAAAUAUCUAUGCAACGCUGAAUGAGGCAUUCUGUAGCUAUUCGAUAGUCCUAGCUUAUUAGAACUUAGCAUGGUAUUUACAAAAAUAAAUGUGCUAGUCCAUAAAAUUUGAAAAAUUAUACUGACAAGAGGAUUUAUUUGACCAUUCAAAGAGCGAAUUAUAAAAAAUAAAUGCCGAAAUAAAGUAUAUAAAUUACGUUCUUGAAAUUACAAAUAAAUUCUAUUCUUAGUAUAACAAGUACAGUACAACCUUCCUUACAUUAGAGUACAUUCUUCUGCAAGUUGUUAGAAAAUAUCGAGAUGAAAUUAAGGUAAAAAUAGCAUGAGUCACUCGGAAAACAAAAUAACAAAAAAGAACAAAAAAGAACAAAAAAGAACAAAAAAGCGUAUAAGCGCAAAGUUUCGAAAUAUUAGAUAAAUAAAAUAGGCCACAGACAUUAUACUUGCUCGCACACUUAGGCAGAUGAGAAUGGCAAGAUGGUAAACAACAUAUGCGCAAACACGUUGGCAAAUAAGAAAGAAUAAAUUUUUUACAAACCGAAAACGAAAGCAAAAAAAGACAUGAAAAUGUUCUCAAGUCGUGUUAAAUUUUUUCUAAAUCACGGGUAAUACCAAAGAAAAUAAAUCCCGAAACUUCGAGGACCACGUAUUAACAAUAAAGAAGCCGAUGACUUUCCUAAAACCUCAAGCUUAAAAUAACAAUACCGAAUAAGAAGUGACUUGAAGUUUUGGACACGCGCACGAGAAGCGAAACUUUUUUGAACGUUAUAAAAAAACUCUACACAAACGCGAUGUCAUUUGAUAUUGAACAAAUGAAAAGUAAUAAAGUAUAUAUCUAUCGCUCCUAUCCUAACUACGUGUAUUAUAUAACGCACUAAAGUAACCGUUUAACGCAUAAGUGUGGCAUAUUGAAAGAUUAAAAGGAAGCAGCAUAGGUCAAAUGUACGUGAAUAAUCAAAGUAAUAACUAAAUAAUUAAAAUGUCGAUGUCGAUGUCGUGAAUCAGUAAAUGUCCAUGAAAAGCUCUAUGAUAAGAAAAAAACGUAUAAACUUGCCUAUACGUAUAUAACAUGUACCGUCGACGAGCGAAAACCACAAAUUAAUAUAGCUUAAAAAACGCUUCUCUUCGUAAAUCGCAAAACUUAUCGAAUCAAUCAAAUGUAGCAGAAUUACAUUCGACAAUCUUUUUAAUUCUGUCAAACGAGUAUCAGAUAUUGCCAUCGCAUACAUAAGUACCUAAUACACAGCUUCGAUUCUAAUUUUCAGAAUAGCUCUGCAAUACUUAUAUAAUCCAAGCGCAUCGUCAAAUAACCUGACGAUGGAUAAUUGUCAAACGCGCAUGAAUAUAAAUACAUUACACAUGCAACGUAAGCAAACUAAGCGCCUCUCUGCUGAAAAGUACUCAGUACACUAUGAAUAAGCGAGCAAAAGCUAUAGGUAUAUCUAUAUGAUAAAACGACGCAAAAAACAAAAGUAAUGAACUUGCACAGCUAUUAUGAUGUAAAAAAUUUUAAUUAAAAAAAAAACACAAAAAGUGAAGUCUGUGUAAAAUGUGUCACGUAAAGCUAGUCAGUGUAGCAAUAUGUAAGACGAUUAAUAAGUAUAUGGUAAGGGUUUAUAUUACCGAUAAACAACGCUAAAAAAAUCUAAACGAUCAAAGCGAAAAUUCUUCUUGUCGGGAAGACCUGAAAAUCGAUAGGAGCGACUUUCGACCUGAUCUUUUUAGCGUGCGGGCCAUGCAAACAAACCAAUAGUCGAUGUGUGUCAUUCUAAAAGUCUAGUUUGUAGCACCAACGUGAUGAUGUGACGUAUAUUAUAUGCGAUAUACAUAAUAUGUUUCUAUUACUAUAUAUAUAUUAUUAUACAAAAGAUAAAAUAAAUAAAGAGCAAAAAUAAUGAGAAAAAGCUCAUGCCGCAGAUGCGGUUACCAACUUUACAAAGCAUACAUAUACAAAUACAUAUACAAUAUAUACAUAUACGUGAAUGUGUUUAUUUUGUACUAAAUGUAUUUCUCGUCGAUGUAUUUUUCGCGAACGCUGAUGGUAUAUUUGGAGAGGAGAAAACGCGAGAGUAAAACAGUAUAGAGCGGGAAAAAUAUAAUAAACGCGUUACGUACGCCGAUGGGAUAAAAGGCGUGAAAUAACGUGAUAGUAAAGAUGCGGAUUAUAAAUUGUUAAUCGGCUUAGCGCAAGGUACGAGAGUAUAAUAAUUAAAAUAAUGAGGAGUUAAGCGACUCACACGCGCGAUUAUUAUUAUUAUUAUUAUUAUUGUGGAGUGAGCUGGAUCAAUGAGAGAGAUAGAAAGAGAAAGAGAGUACUUAAUAACUGAAACAAUGCCCUGGCGUGCGUAAUAUAUUAUUUCAACGGGCUUAUAUUUUAUCGUGAACUGAGGCGUGUCAACAAUAGAUUUUAUAAUGUUGUAAUAAAAUACUUCUCUUUGUACAAAACA
Molecule: messenger RNA, 12876 nt
Organism: Nasonia vitripennis (jewel wasp)
Lineage: Eukaryota; Metazoa; Arthropoda; Insecta; Hymenoptera; Pteromalidae
Product: beta-4C adrenergic receptor
Exons: 8
Coding region: 1331-2521 (396 amino acids)
Biological process (GO): G protein-coupled adenosine receptor signaling pathway; adenylate cyclase-activating adrenergic receptor signaling pathway
Cellular component (GO): membrane
Molecular function (GO): G protein-coupled receptor activity
Source: RefSeq, a predicted model, not a curated record